GUGUGUUUCACCGUGAGCGGCUUGACGGCAGUGAUUGAGGUGGAGGCAGUCAGCCUGCGACGGAAAACAAGCGAGGCUAGGUCGACCAGAACACGCUCGGUCCAUGUUUUAGGGACAGAAAACAGCGUGGGACCGGAGGAUAUGUGGAUGUAGGCCGUGUUUCGGUCGCUUUCAGCCGGACUCAGUCACUCACAGUUUCGGGUUGUCGUUUGGAGCGUGUCGCUGUUUUGCCCUGAUUCUCGCUGGAGUGAACACUAAGGGGGACUCCAUGAAAGAUGACAGAGGAGGUGAUUGUUGUAGCCAAGUGGGACUACACGGCCCAGCAGGACCAGGAACUUGACAUCCGUAAAAAUGAGCGUCUCUUCCUCCUGGAUGACUCGAAGACCUGGUGGCGAGUCCGCAACACCUCCAACCAGACGGGGUAUGUGCCAUCCAACUACGUGGAGCGCAAGAACAGCCUGAAGAAAGGCUCGCUGGUGAAAAACAUCAAAGACACACUGGGUUUGGGAAAAACUAAGAGGAAGACGAGCGCCCGCGAUGCUUCGCCGACGCCCAGCUCGGACACGGAGUUCCCCUCCAACGGCAGCGGGGGCGGAGGAGGCGGAGGAGCCGCGGAGAGAAUCUACGACCUCAACAUCCCCGCCGUGGUGAAGUUCGCCUACACAGCAGAGAGGGAUGAUGAGCUGACUCUGUUCAAGGGCUCCCGGGUGACCGUGAUGGAGAAGUGCAGCGACGGCUGGUGGCGGGGCAGCCAGGCGGGCCGGGUGGGCUGGUUUCCCUCCAACUACGUCCAGGAGGAGCUCGGUGGGGCCGACGACCGAGGGGAGGGGGAUUCCUCACAGGGCUACCAGGGAGGCUCUCAAGGAACUUUGUUGGCCAACGGGCGUGCAGGCGGCCGAGCCCCGGUCCUUCACCUGGUCCAGACCCUCUACCCCUUCAGCUCCGUGACAGAGGAGGAGCUGAACUUUGAGAAGGGAGAGGUGAUGGAGGUGGUGGAGAAGCCGGAGAACGACCCGGAGUGGUGGAGGUGUAAGAACUCGCGUGGCGUAGUGGGACUGGUACCUAAAAACUAUGUGAUGGUGCUGGACGAGCGGCCCGGCCCGCCCUCCUCCACGUCGAGCUCCCCACAGAACCGCUUCGUGGCUCCGGCUCGCUCAGGGAGGUUCGCCGGGAGGGACUGGUACUACGGCAACAUCACCCGACACCAGGCCGAGUGCAUCCUCAACGAGAGAGGAGAGGAGGGCGACUUCCUCAUACGAGACAGCGAGUCAUCGCCCAGUGAUUUCUCCGUGUCUCUGAAGGCGGUGGGUAAGAAUAAGCACUUUAAGGUGCAGCUGUUGGACGGAGUGUACUGUAUCGGCCAGCGCAGGUUUACCUCAAUGGAUGAACUUGUGGAGCAUUACAAGAAAGCCCCCAUCUUCACCAGCGAACACGGAGAGAAGCUGUACCUGGUCAAAGCGCUGCUGUGAUUCACACGUCCUCACACCUACACUGGAUCUCAUAUGCCAACACACACACACACACACACACACACACACACACACACACACACACACACACACACACACACUGUCAUACACACACACACACACACUGUCAUACACACACACACACACACUGUCAUACACACACACACACACACACACACACACUCACACACACACACACACACACAGCUGAUACUAAUGCCGCUCCCUGACUGUCUUAACUCAAGCCUUAGCUCUGGAGCCUCUCGCUGUGGCGUCUGGAGCACAUCCAGAUCCUCAGUCACACCUCCAACUUUUACUCGUCUCCCUCUGGCAGGUGAAACUUUUUUCUCUUCAGUCGAGCAGCGAAGCACUGCGUCAGGAAAACCCACAAUCCUUCACAUACACUCAUACUCCCUCCCUGUCCUGGAUGUGCUAACGUGCAGUGACCUUAUCUGCUGCUAACAGAACGCCUGAGGCCUUGUUGGAGGUGGAGCUCUUCUUCUGAUGUCAUACAUGAAGUCCAUUUACGAGCACGCACAUUCUAAGUUACACCAUUGCUCUUAAUCCACACAGGAGAACAGACGUUUAACAGUUCGAGGAGGACUAACCUCUGUGGGACCUAACUCAACCUGCUGACCAUCCUUUUAGUUUUUGUUCACUUAUUUCUUGUUAGUGAGUUUUGCUUGUUUGAAAGCUCAUUUAAAUUCCUCUCUGAGGGUUUAAAUCAUUGCUUUUUUUCACAAAGUGACCAGAAUCACUCUCUUGCCUUUUUCUCCUAGUUUUCACCAUUCCUCUACAUGAUUUUACCUCCCCGUGUUUUUUUUCUCCCCUUGUCACUUUUUUCAAACUCCUCUCCACGGAUCCAGUGACAUUACUUCAGAUCUACACACAACACUUCCUGUAAUAUUUCUAACAAGGCAGUGGGGGGAGCAUUAAUGCAAUAGGAGAGAGCUCUAAUGUCCUGUAGAGUUUGAAUGUUUCUCUGUGUAACCAAAUGUGCCACCCUGUACCCAUUUCUACUGGCUCCAGGUCUGCACUGCACUCACUGUACUCGGCAUUGGUUCAUGGCUCUGUGCUCAUGCUUUACAUCAUGUCACGUUGAACAUGUUCUUGUUCUGUUCUCCAGUAUGUGUCUGUAGCUACAUGAGGAUACUGACUGAAGAAUAAUAAAAACCUUUUUUUGGUAA
Molecule: messenger RNA, 2656 nt
Organism: Acanthochromis polyacanthus (spiny chromis)
Lineage: Eukaryota; Metazoa; Chordata; Actinopteri; Pomacentridae
Gene: nck2a
Product: NCK adaptor protein 2a
Exons: 4
Coding region: 276-1469 (397 amino acids)
Biological process (GO): positive regulation of endoplasmic reticulum stress-induced intrinsic apoptotic signaling pathway; positive regulation of translation in response to endoplasmic reticulum stress; negative regulation of PERK-mediated unfolded protein response
Molecular function (GO): protein binding
Source: RefSeq, a predicted model, not a curated record